AAAAAAAAGACAGAGAAACGACAACUGCUACUUAGUCUCCCAGCAACUGCAAUAUAUCCAGAAGGAUCAAAAUGGCUGGCGAUGAAAUGCUGUCGCAAGAAAUAGAAGGUAAAAAUUUACCAACGUCCAGCAUUGACAGAAAUCGAAGCCUGGAUGAAGGACAAGAACAAGAAACGGCUGAAAGAGAAAUUCCGAGGCAAAGAUUAAUUACACCAAGCCGCAAUGGACCUUGGAUUCGGAAGAUCAGUUUUCGUCAAAUAUUUUAUAAGGCAGUGCGAGGGGGACAGCUGUAUUUGGUGAAAAUGUUGUUGGAGUAUGACAAAACGCUGCUUGGCACAAAAUUCACAAAAUUCGAAGAGAAUGCUCUCCAAGUCGCAGUGGUUUCUGGACAGGAAAAGAUUUUUAGUAAGUUAAUGGAAGAAGACGGUUCCAAUAAUAUCGUGAAAGAGAAGAACAUGUACGGAGAAACAAUACUCACUCUUGCCGCCGCCCAAGGCAACAUCAAGAUUGUGAAGCGAUUGGUGGGAACAUGCGAUGAACUAGCGGACAUUCCCAAUGACAAUGGAGAUUUACCCAUCACUGUGGCUGCUUUAUUUGGAAACAAGGAAAUUGUUUACUUUCUGUUUGAUCUUACUCUGGCAAUUACCAAUCUGUUUGUUGAAGAAGAAGUGAACAUGACUAAUUCAACUCAGUCGAGUGUAGAUGAUGGUGAUUUCAAGUUUCUCAAAGUGUCCAUGACUACUCAAGUCUGUGGACGUGAUGAGCGAAACUACAGCUUCAAGCUUGUUAAUGAAGAUAAGGAUGAAGCUUAUAAGCCUGCUUAUCUAAGCGGCUAUCAUUCUUUUAGGCUCUUCAAAGCAUGCAUCAGCUCCCAACUCUAUGAUCUAGCUUAUAAGGUUUUCCAGGAAUCUCCGACACUCUGCAUCAAUGAAAUGGUCAAGGAGAAUGGUAAAACAAUACAUCCACUAGCCCGGGUGUUUAUGAAAAAACCAAUAGGACAAUGGUUCAUAGAUUGGUGUUUUGAGUUCGAUAAAAACGGUACUCUUGGAAUAGACUUUCCAUGGACACGGAUAGAAAAGAUAGUUGAAUUAUGGCAUUUCGACUCUGGAGCUCGAAAGUUGUUGCGUCAGAUAUGCAUGGAGAUAUUGGAAUCAGAAAACCGUUACGAAAUCAUACAAAAGGUGUUGAGCAGACCAAUCUUAAUUGCCGUGGAACAAGAUAAUACGAGUUUCACUGACGCAAUUAGGGAAUUCCACCCAGAUGCAUUGUGGGUUAUACUCGAUGAAUUAUCUAAUUCUGACAUGGCCCUUUCCAAAGAUCUCUUCAAAAUCUACAUCUCUGCAUUGAAAAAUCCUGAAACUGGCCUUUUAAGAACCAUUCGGGCUGAUAGAAAUGGAAACACGAUCCUUCAUCAUGCCGCAUUGUUAUCAUCAACCAAGAAGCUUAGCCGCUUUCCUAGUCCAUCUCUACAAAUGCAAAGCGAGAUACAGUGGUUUAAGAAAGUGGAGAAGAUUUUACCCAUGUGCAAAGGAGUAGAAAACAAGGAUAACCUAAUUCCAAUGGAUUUAUUCGUACAAGAACACAGAAAGCUCAAGAAAGCCGGAGGGAAAUGGUUGAAGGAGACGGCAUCAUCUUGCUCGGUAGUGGCGACGCUUAUUAUCACUAUAAUGUUUAGUGCUACAUUCACUGUUCCAGGCGGCUAUGACAACGAUACAGGCAUUCCCAUAAAUUUGGGAUCAAAAUACUUCACUAUCUUCAUAAUUUCAGAUGCAUUAUCUUUGUUCUUGUCCUGCACUUCGGCUAUGUUAUUCCUGAGAAUUUAUACAUUGGACUUUCAAGAUGAAGAUUUCCUGAUCAAGUUGCCCUUGACCUUGACAUUCGGCAUUUUCACUCUCUUCCUAUCUAUCGUAACAAUGGUGAUAGCUUUCAGCGCUGCCUUCUUCCUGACGCUGAGAGAGACCCUUGAGAGCAUGACCUUGCCGGUGUUCAUGUUAGCCAGUAUUCCAGUCAUCGUUUAUUCUGCAUCGUACCUCUGGAUUUUCAUUAAUGUUCUUCGUUUGACCCUGCACCACCUAUUUAAUCGAUAAGUACACGUCAUGGUCAACUGCAAAUGGAAGAAAAACAAAUGGAUGUUCCUUUGUUUUCCUUAUUUAUUUUGUAUUUUU
Diospyros lotus (date-plum) is the source of this 2165-nucleotide messenger RNA. RefSeq lists its product as uncharacterized. The transcript has 6 exons. NCBI's taxonomy places the organism in Eukaryota, Viridiplantae, Streptophyta, Magnoliopsida, Ericales, Ebenaceae. The record is from RefSeq and is a predicted model, not a curated record. The coding region runs from base 72 to 2087 and encodes 671 amino acids. Gene Ontology annotation, molecular function: protein binding.